This is a messenger RNA of Dioscorea cayenensis subsp. rotundata (Guinea yam), 1376 nucleotides long. RefSeq lists its product as uncharacterized. The record is from RefSeq and is a predicted model, not a curated record. NCBI's taxonomy places the organism in Eukaryota, Viridiplantae, Streptophyta, Magnoliopsida, Dioscoreales, Dioscoreaceae. The transcript is spliced from 2 exons. Bases 1 to 909 code for a protein of 302 amino acids.
AUGGAGGGCAUUGAGCGUACGACGGAGAAGUCAUCAUCAAAGGCUUCUGGCAGCAAGCGCGGUACCCCUAACAAGCGAUGGAAGGCUGAAUAUGAUGCCUUCUUGAUCCCAAUUCUGGUGGAACAAGUACGAAAAGGGUUGAAAUGUGACAAAUCAUUCAAACGAGCAGCAUUUGUCUUUGCUGCUGUUGCUGUAAAUGCUAGGUUUAAUACUGAAUUCAGUGCGGAGAAUGUUGAAAAUCAUUAUCGAACUUUGAAAUCACGGUACGCAGAGAUAAAGAAAGUGAGAGAACUCAGUGGUGCCGGAUGGGAUGAUGCCACGAAGACCAUCACCCUUGAUCCCGUGGUUGCCUUAACAUAUAUCGAGGCACACCCGGCAGCAAAGGCUUUCAUAAACAAACCAAUUGAGCAUUAUGAGUCAUUGAGGGUUAUAUGUGGGGAGGACAAUGCAACGGGCGUGUACGCGACGUCUGUGUUCGCUGAUUUGGGAGAAAACUCAGAACACGAAGGCAACAAUAACAACAACUUUGAUGAAGAACCAAUAGAACAACCAAGUGAUGAUGAUGCUGAUGCGAACUCUGCCCCACCUGCUGUCAGCAGCCCUGUCAGCAUCCCUGCAACCUCAUCAACACCAAGGUCUCAACGCUCAAGUAGGGGUUCCAAAAAUCCUUCAAUGAUGGGUGAUCUGAUUGUUGUGGUGGGAGAAAUGGCAUCUGCUAUUAAGAACCCCACACACUGGACAGAAAGCUUGUAUGCCAAGGUUAUGGAGGUUGAUGGUUUUGAAAAGAAGGAACUUGUUCAGGUGUUUGAUUUUCUGCAAUUCCGUGAGAUUGAGGCAAGAGGCUUCAUGGUGAAGGACAUGGACCUGAGGAAGGAUUGGAUAGAAACUUUUCUAUCCAGGAUGGUUUGAUUUAGCACCUACUGCUUCGGCCUCACUUGACUGAACCCUGCUUCUAGUAACUAGUUAUUUUAUUGCAUGGUUGUGCAUUGCAUGCAUCAGGACUGCCUUAUGUUUUGUGAUGGGUGAACAUAGCAUUGGACACCUUGCUGUGGUUGCAUCCAUUCAUGCAUUUCAUGUUUUGUCUUUUGCUUUCAUGUUUGACUGGACAUGCUUAUCUUUAUGUUGCUCUGCAUGGUUGGGAUAUAUGUUUGUCUGUCACUAUGGUUUUCUGGCUCUUAUUUCCUUUGUUUUUGUGGAUUUCAUUUCAGGUAAUGUAGGAUGGCAAUGAUGAAAGGCAAAUUGUGACAUUGCACUGAGGCACUGUUCUCUAAUAUGACGCAAGAGUUUAAAUUGGAGCGCAGGCGGGGCAAAAUUGAGGGGCACUUCGAUGCCAAUCUUUUGCAGCCUUUGUGCAUCUAAUUUGCUUGAGUGUCAAC